AUGUCCAAGGAAUUCACAUCUGUUGUGUCGGAUAGCAGCUCGGUCAGCGAGUCUAGAAGAAGACAAAUACGGCGGGACGAAGCCAUACGGCGUCGCAUAGAUCACGAGUUUAGUAAAAAAAGAAGAACUCCAACCAAGCCUAAAAUACCGAGGCGCGGCCUUCCAGGGUCUGUUUUAUCUUUGAAACCAUCGGAGCCCGUCACAUGUACGAAAAAUACAACUAUAUAUGAGGUGGCUCAGCUAAUGCUGGCGAAGAGGUGCAAUUGUGUGCUAAUAGUAGACGACCACGAAAAACUCUUGGGGCUAUUCACGUCUAAAGAUUUGGCAUUCAGGGUAGUUGGAAGUGGUUUGGAUGCAACCGUUGCUACAGUGGGACAGGUAAUGACAUCGAACCCGCUUACUAGCUCGGCAACUUCUCCUGCCUCGCAGGCUCUAGACCAAAUGCUUGAGCACAAGUUUAGACACAUGCCAGUGGUAGAAGACUCAAAUACAGAAAUCAUUGGUGUCCUUGACAUUGUGACAUUCUACAAGAAGCAGAUGAAGAAAUUCGAACGACUCAAUGCUAAUUCGGCUAGGUUAUUUGACACUUUGGAUGUUUUACACAAUGAUCUCGGUAUGGAAUCCAAUCCUCCUCAUAUUGAAGAGUACUUGGAAUCGCUCCGUAGCCAGGUAAAUGGUCCAACAAUACAGUCUGUAGUUGGCAAUGUAUCCCGGCCUGUUUUUGCAUCUUUGAAAGCUACUGUCUACGAAGUCGCCAAUAUGAUGAAAGCUAACAACACCUCGGUGAUUCUCAUACGAGAUGGAUCUGGCAAGGUGGUGGGCAUCGUCAGCUCAAAAGAUGUGACUUUUCGUGCUAUUGCCGCUGGUUUAAACCCUAAAAUAUGCUCCGUGGUCCGAGUAAUGACUGCAAAUCCUGAUGUGGUCAAUACAUCGACUACAAUUCGACAAGCAUUGAAGCAAAUGCUAGACGGUAAUUACCUCAACUUGCCUGUGGAAGACAGUUCUCAUUCAAUCAUUGCGGUCGUUGAUGUUUUAAGCUUGAUUCAUGCAACGUUGCAAAAUGUGGGCCCAGCCGAACUCGAAGGUGGUGGUUCUCGGUGGAACAAUUUUUGGACCACAGUUGAUGACGAGCUGGAGUCCGGAAGGUCGGUGAAUGACUCUGGAGAAUUGAACUCUUUUCUGAUGGAAAUCAAGCCCUCGGAUUCAGUUUCUCAUACUGCAUCUCCGUUAAAGAAUCGAGUUCGGUCUUUAAACCAGACUCAAUCCAUGACGGGAAGUGACAGCAUAUUAGACUCACUUGAAAGUUUUGUCGUUAAGCUUAGAACAAGCUCCAAGAUCUUCAUUCUUCCUCUUGAAGAUGACAUGGACAUAGACAAUUUGGCGUUUGAAAUCUCUCAGCGAGCCAAUCGCCCGGAAGAAAGUAUCGUAUUGAGUUAUCUAGAUGAGGAUGGCGAUAAGAUUUCACUCCAGAAUAAGACCGACUUGUUGCAAUAUAUCACGAGGCACAAAGCAAAAGGGAAAAAUAAAGUGGAUGUUUGGGUAGAUUCAGUUACUCCUACAAAGACGACUAUGGUGGGCUCCCAAUGGAUAAUCCCUGCCACCUUCUUGAUUGCCGCAACAGCGGUAGUAGUCUACACUUUACAACGAAAAAGAUGA
This is a messenger RNA of Meyerozyma guilliermondii ATCC 6260, 1656 nucleotides long. RefSeq lists its product as uncharacterized. NCBI's taxonomy places the organism in Eukaryota, Fungi, Ascomycota, Pichiomycetes, Serinales, Debaryomycetaceae. The coding region runs from base 1 to 1656 and encodes 551 amino acids. The transcript has a single exon. The record is from RefSeq and is a predicted model, not a curated record. Gene Ontology annotation, molecular function: protein binding.